This is a messenger RNA of Episyrphus balteatus (marmalade hoverfly), 5050 nucleotides long. It is a transcript of the gene Smg5, whose product is annotated as nonsense-mediated mRNA decay factor SMG5. Gene Ontology annotation, biological process: nuclear-transcribed mRNA catabolic process, nonsense-mediated decay. The transcript has 6 exons. NCBI's taxonomy places the organism in Eukaryota, Metazoa, Arthropoda, Insecta, Diptera, Syrphidae. Gene Ontology annotation, cellular component: telomerase holoenzyme complex. Bases 507 to 3860 code for a protein of 1117 amino acids. The record is from RefSeq and is a predicted model, not a curated record. Gene Ontology annotation, molecular function: telomeric repeat DNA binding; protein binding; telomerase RNA binding.
AUAUCAUCCAUUUUUCAUAAAGUGAUGAAGUGCAAAAAUAUCAAAUAUAUCUUACGAUCUGAAAAAAACACUUAUUGUUCAUUAAAAUUAUAUAUAAACAAUUGAAAAAUCUUUAGAAAUGUCUAUAGAUUGAAUUUAUUUCAAAUAUUCAAUUGGAAAAUCUAGAAAAAAUAGUAAAGAAUUGAAACAACGCAGCAGCUAUUUGAGAGCAGCUGAAUUUCUUUCACAUUCACACAAUGGAAAUCGAGUCUCACGUCGUCGUUGUCGUCGUCUCUUGACUCAUUUUUUCAUCGAAUCGAAAAUAAAGGAAUAAAAAAGCGAAAGAAACUGAAAAGAAUUUGUUUAAAAAACGAAAACGUGUGUGUUUAAACAAACCAUAAAGAAAUAAAAAUUUACAAUAAAUCGCACGCAACAGAAAAAUCUACUAAUUUCUCCAAAUAGAAACGCAAAAAUAAAAAAAAACAAUCUGGAACUUAUUUUUGCGAAAUAAACAUUUGGUAUUAAACAUGAACGACAACGAAACUGGACUGUUUCGUGGUUUAGCUGCGAUGGAAAUUUCUGGUGGCCGUGACCCCAAGGAGACUUAUCGCUCCUUGUAUAUGGUCACAAAACAAUUGGACGAUGAGAAAAAAUCCAUUGUUUCAAUGUCACAACUCUUCGAUCAUGACAUCGAAGAUAAACGUUCACAGUUGGUCCAACUGUGCAAGGCCAUAUUAUUUAAAGACUUUCAAGCUGUUGGCAAAAAAGCUCGUGAAAUACUCUGGCGCAAAGGUUACUACGAAUUUAUUGCUUUCGUAAAGAAAAACUGGAAUAAAGAACAAAAAGAAGAAACUGCCCAAGAGAAUUUCCAAAAACUAGAAAAGUUUUUAUUUAGCGGAAUUGCCAAUUAUAAAAGGAUUGCUUCAAAAAUGGAAGAAAUCUACGAUUUGGAUUUAAAGUUUUUACUUAAUUUCAAUGUCUUUACUGAAGGAGUUGAUGGAUGUGAUUAUAGAAAGAUCACUACCACCAUUGAUGGUGAGGAAAUUAUCGACGAUUUCGUUGUUGAUAAGAGUCUUGAGGCGGUCAGUUUCGCCUUGGAUACUAUACACUCGGCAUUGCUUUCGUUGGGUGAUUUACAUCGUUACUUUCUUGAUUUCAAAAUUGAUUCCAAGCCAAAAAUAACAAAGAAAAUGGCAGCAAAAUUUUAUUAUGAAGCAUUCAAGUUGAAUCCAGCUAUUGGAAUGUCCCAAAAUCAAUUGGGAACUCUUUUCUAUGGUCAGAAUUACGAUCUAGAUUCGAUCUAUCAUUAUUUGUAUUCACUGGUUUGCAUUGUACCCUUUGAAUUGAGCGAGAAUAAUGUCUGCAAACUGUUUCAAGCUCAUGCUGAUUAUCUUGAGAAAUUAGACCCCAAUAAGGUUGAGUUUAAUCUCAAGGAUUUCUAUGCCCGUUUCUAUCUGAUUGUGGAUAUAUUCUUCUUCGAUAAGGAAGUCCCUGAUUUUAACAGUCUAUGUCACUGUGUCUUGGUGGAUCUAAGAAAGAUUCUAUGUUCGAAGAGUAUCAACAUUACCGAAGCAAGUGUCUUCAAAAUUGUCAAUAUACUCUUCUUCUGCUUGUCCAAAUUAAAGAUGAUCAAUUCACAGAAAGUGUAUUCCUUGAAUGCUUUCUUGGUUGCCGUUUGUUCUGAUCUCAUGGAUGCAUGCAUUGUGAAUUUGGAACAAGAAGUUCUAUCAAAAUCGAAAGAAAACGAAGAAUUCCACGAAAUGUAUGCUAAAAGAUUCGAAGAAUUCGAUAUGUCAGUGCGAAAGAGUCGCAAUGAAUUCAAGAAUUGGAUGGCAACAAUGGGUGAGACAGAGAAGAAAAUAAAACCUCCAUCAGAUACCGAUGAACAAGAGGAAAUCAAUGGCAAGCGAGAGAUAAAAACAUCCGUAGUUGUGUCGAAAAAAGACAAUGAUGAAAAGAACCCACAAAACUCGACUCGCAGUAGUGACGAGGCCAAAGAGUCCGAUUUAAAGACACCAUUGUCAAGUAAGAGCAAGAAAAAAGGCAUGAAAUUACGUCGUCGUCGCAGGAAAAUCGCCCAAAGUGACGAUAGCAGUUGCUAUGACACAGAAUCCGACAUGGAUACCGAUUUCUCUUCCGAGGAAGAUGAAUACUCUGACUUGAGUUCGAAUUUCGAAAGCGAUUUCAGUGAUAUUGAAGAUGGAGUAGCAGUACCAAAUGAUAAAGAAAUCAAACAGAAAACAGAAGAAUCUGAAGAUGAUGAGUUGGAAAAUAGAAAUUAUCCAACAUUUUCCGAUAACGAAGAUAUUGUUAUCGAAGAGGAAAAGAUUAUUUAUCCUGGAGCUGAUUUGUCUCAGGAAGUUGACAGUGAGGAACUCCUUAAGGGCUUUGAGAUUCUCAAUCUGAAUAGUGCUUCUUUGGGAGCAAUCAAUUUCAAAUCUGAUAUUGAAGAAGAGGUCAAAACUGGAGCAGAUCCACCAAAAAAAUUGGUCUAUCGAAAUAAAUACACCAAAAUUGAUCCAAAUAUCAUUGUGGAUUUUGUUCAAACAGAACCAACAAUGCGUGCUCUAAAGAUUCUGUUUGAUUGGCUUAAAAUUAACCAAGAAAUACUCUUUGGAUGCUAUCAUUCAAAUCCAGAGUUUAUACAUAAAAUCAUGAAACUCUUGAAUUAUUGCAACAUUGAUAUUUUCACUAGAAAGGUCUUUUUCGAAAGAGAAUUCUUAUUGAGCUCAAAUGUCCGUGAGCCUUUGAGUGAGCUGUUUGAUGUCCGUUCGGCAGUUCCUCUAUCUGAAGAUUUUGUUCUAAAGAACUUUGAUUUGUUCCAGAGCACACAGAUGCAGUUGGAUUGGGAGACAACUAUUCGUGAGAAAAUAACUUCGAACGAGGAGAAUAUAUUAAGAAUCUUCAAAAUGGUUGAUUUUGGAUUCUUUAUUUGCAAACAAAAGAAAUUCAAUUAUAGAUUCUGUGUUAAGUCUAGAAAAUUCACAGAGAAUGUCAAGAAGAAGAGGGAAGAGAAGAAAGUCUCUUCGUCUCGUCGAAGGGAGCGUAGAUCAGCUAAGAAUUCGAGAAAACGCGUUGAAGGACGCACUCGUCGUUAUAGUGAUCGUAAGAAUGGUAUAGUUAGGAAAAGUUAUACCAGCAACGAGGAGAAAGACACUGUCGAAGAGUGCAAACGAAUGCCCAGAAAGGGCUACUUGAGAAAUCGAAAUGCUGGUGAGAAAAUUGAGAAACUCCAAUCGAGCAGUGGUGCGGAUGAGGAACGCAGUGAAGCCCAAAAAAAUGAAGUCAAUAAGAAAUGCGAGAUAAUGGGAAAAUUAUGGCUUAAAAAUGAAGUUGAGACUUUGGAAGAAGAGCUUCGCAAAAAUCCAUUAAAUAUGAUUAUGACACCGUUUGUUGUUGUCGACGCAAAGGCGCUCACUGAAUACACAGGCAUUGUAAAGAAUUUGGUCAAAAGCAAGAAGUUUAUUGUUUUGAUUCCAAAUGCAGUUUUUAAUGAAUUGGACGAUUUAAAGAAGCGCAGCGAAAAUGCCAGGAAUGUUAUUCGUUGGCUAGAGCAGGAAUUUACUCAUGGCAACAGGCAUAUGCGUGCCCAGAGGGAUAAUGAGAACAUGACUUUCUCGUUGGUUAAAAUUCCAAGGAAGCUCGAUCGCGAGGCAACAGUCUUCGUACAAAUUGCUCAAUUCUGCAAUCAUCUUGUUGCCAAUCACACCGAUCCCAAUUCAACUGAAUUCCAAUCGAAUGUGGUAACAUAUCUCUCUGGUGAUAAUCUCCAUGAGAAACGUCAUACAAAUUUCAGUUUCACUGGCAUCUUAGACGCCAUACCAGUGCGUCAUGAUCAAAUUGCCAAUUUCUAUGCUAAAUUCAAAAUGAACAAAAAAUGAACAAUGCCUACAACGGAGGAACAAGAAAUAAAACAACAACGAAAUCAAUCCAUCAAUGACGAAGAACAUACGAAGAGAGAAGAUUUCACCAGAAUUUUUAAGGCGAAACGUUUUGAAGAAAAAAAUAAUACCGAAUUGCGCAUGCGUGUUCAUUUCAAAACAACAACAAAUCAAAAAAAAACACCACCACCACCAAAAACAACAACAACUUCAAAAACAACAUGCAGAGGGCAAGCGUAUAUAGUAAAUACAUGUUACAACAAAAAAACAACCUUAAUCAACAAAAACAAUUCAGCAUACCGACAAACAUUUCAUGUGUCCAUACAAUAAACAAAUUUUUGUUUUAUAAGAAAAAAAAAGAUAAAAGAGCAAGAAUAGGUAGAGAGUGAAGCAGCUUAAGUGGAAUCGUUUGUUGGCGAUUGGUGGUGCUGCUCCCCCUCCCACUCACGACUCACGGUUGUAAAACAAAAAUUUUUACCAUUCAAACAGUCAAAAAAUCUUAGGAAAAAAAACAACUCAUGCAAAUUGUUCUUGUUUACAUUACAGCAAAAAAAAAAAAAAAAAAAAAUAUUAUAAUUUUCAAAAACAUAUUCAUUAAACAAAAAUUCAAAACAAAAUAGCAAAAUUUCAAAAACACGAGCAGACGAAAAGAUUAGAGGAAUAUACAAAACCCCCCAAAAGAAACAUCGCGCAAUUCGAUGAGGAAAAAUGCGAAAUUGUUUCCAAAAUUUGUUCUUUAAAUUGUGGUUUUAUCGUGUAUUCGCGCGUCUUCCCCGAGCUUGAGUUUGUUCUAUUAUGCUAACCUAUUUGCUUACAAAAAAAAAAAAGAAUUUUCGGCGAAAACUGUUUUUAUAUGAAAAGCAAAAUUGGAAAAAAAAAUCUAAAAAAUAAACAACACAAAUAAAAAACCUAAAACUUCAUGGGUCUUGAUUGAUUUCUUUGUAAAGAAAAUGGAGUAGAUGAUGAAAAAGAGGAAGAAGAUGAAUUAAAACAAACUCUUCUCAUGCGGAAACAAAAAACAAAAAAAAAAAUCAUACAAAAAUAUUCUUAUCUCCUUCUAUUAAACAGCUUAGUAGACGUUUUAUUGCUUUAAAUUUAGUUUGUCCCUAAGUUUUCACUUUAAAAAAGCUUGCAUUUUCUUUUAAAUUCAAUAAAUUAAAAUAAAUUUUCUUUUAAUAACAAAAAAAAAA